CGGAGCGGGCUGCCGCCGGGCGCCGAACCAUGCCGCUCCCGUGAGCGGCCGGCCGGCGGCACCUGCCUCGGUAGCUCUGCUCGCCUUCACUUUGCGUGUCUGUUCGUGGCUGAGUGCAAGCCGUCAUGUCGAAAGUGGCUCCGAAGAGGAGCCACUGGACUGGCCGGGUGCGCGAGUGCACCGUGAGGCGCGGACCGCAGGGCGAGCUGGGGCUGAGCGUGCUGGGGGGCGCGGAGCGCGGCGAGUUCCCGUACCUCGGGGCGGCCGAGCUGCCCGGCGGGGGCGCGGGCGAGCUGCUGCUGGAGGUGCAGGGCGUCCGCGUGUCCGGCUUGCCGCUCUACGACGUGCUGGGUGUCCUCGACAGCUGCCCAGAGGCCGUCACCUUCAAAGCCGUCAGACAAGGAGGAAAGCUCAACAAGGACCUGCGACAUUUUCUCGGCCAACGGUUUCAGAAAGGGUCUCCUGAUCAUGAACUGCAGCAGACCAUAAGGGACAACCUUUACCGCCGUGCUGUACCUUGCACGACCCGAUCUCCCAGAGAAGGAGAGGUGCCUGGGGUAGAUUACAGUUUCCUGACCGUGAAGGAGUUCUUGGACCUCGAGCAGAGUGGGGCUCUUCUGGAAGUUGGCACCUAUGAAGGAAACUAUUACGGGACACCCAAGCCUCCCAGCCAGCCAGUCAGGGGGAAGGUGAUCACAACCGAUGCCUUGCACAGUCUUCGGUCUGGCUCCAAGCAGUCGACCCCGAAGCGAACCAAGUCCUACAAUGAUAUGCAAAGUGCUGGCAUAGCCCAUGCAGAGAAUGAGGAGGAAGAGGAUGUUCCUGAAAUGAACAGUAGCUUCACAGCCGAUUCUGGUGACCAGGACGAGCACACUCUGCAGGAAGCAGCACUCUCAUCUGUGAAUAGUAGCAUCGCUGCUGCUCCCAACACGGACCCUUCUCAGAAGUUCCCUCAGUACCUACCUCUUUCUGCAGAGGAUAAUUUAGGUCCUCUACCUGAAAACUGGGAGAUGGCCUAUACGGAAAAUGGAGAAGUCUACUUUAUAGACCAUAACACAAAAACAACAUCUUGGUUAGACCCUCGGUGCCUGAGCAAGCAGCAGAAGCCUCUAGAAGAGUGUGAAGAUGAUGAAGAAGGGGUCCACACCGAGGAGCUGGACAGUGAACUAGAGCUGCCUGCUGGUUGGGAGAAGAUUGAAGACCCUGUCUACGGUGUCUACUAUGUAGACCACAUCAACAGGAAAACACAAUACGAGAACCCAGUUCUUGAAGCCAAACGAAAGAAGCAGCUAGAGCAGCAGCAGCAGCAACAGCAGCCGCCACCACCAGAAGGUUGGCCUCUUCCCCUGGGGACAUCUGCGCUAGGAAUGCUAGAGUGGACAGAAGAGCAUUCAUCCCUUGUGCCUCCUGUUAUUCCAACCCACCCCCCGAGCAAUCCGGAGCCGACCAGAGAUGCUCCACUUCAGGGCAAACCCUUUUUCACGCGAAACCCUUCCGAGCUGAAAGGCAAGUUCAUUCUCACAAAGCUUCGGAAAAGCAGUCGCGGCUUCGGCUUCACGGUGGUCGGCGGGGACGAGCCUGACGAGUUCCUCCAGAUCAAGAGCUUGGUCCUAGACGGUCCUGCUGCACUGGACGGCAAGAUGGAGACAGGGGAUGUGAUUGUCAGCGUGAACGACACCUGUGUUUUGGGCCACACGCAUGCCCAAGUUGUGAAAAUCUUUCAGUCCAUCCCCAUCGGUGCCAGCGUUGCCCUUGAGCUCUGCCGAGGCUACCCACUGCCUUUUGAUCCAGACGACCCCAACACGAGUUUAGUGACCUCGGUAGCCAUCUUGGACAAAGAACCCAUUAUUGUGAAUGGGCAGGAGGCCUGUGAUUCUCCAGCAAGCCACGGUAGUAAAGCUGGCAAGGUCAGCGGCGUGAAGGAGGCCAGGCCAGGCAGCCCGGCAGGCGUGGCUUCCAACGGCUCCCAGGGUUAUCCCAGCGACACGGUGUCUCUGGCUUCCUCCAUAGCCACUCAGCCGGAGCUCAUCACAGUUCACAUAGUCAAAGGGCCAAUGGGCUUCGGCUUCACCAUCGCGGACAGUCCUGGUGGCGGCGGGCAAAGGGUGAAGCAGAUCGUGGACAGUCCCAGGUGCCGAGGCCUGAAGGAGGGGGACCUCAUAGUGGAAGUUAACAAGAAGAACGUGCAGGCACUCACUCACAGCCAGGUUGUGGACCUGCUGAUUGAGUGUCCCAAGGGAAGUGAGGUCACAUUGCUGGUGCAACGAGGAGGGCUGCCUGUUCCCAAGAAGAGCCCCAAGUCGCAACCACUGGAGAGGAAAGACAGCCAGACCGGUUCUCAGCACAGUGUCUCCAGCCACCGGAAUCUGCACACGGCAUCCCCAAGCCACACCACGCAGGUGCUCCCUGAGUACCCGCCCACAGAGGCCCCCGCUGCUGAUCAGACCGACAACCCUGGGCAGAAAAAGCCGGAUCCUUUUAAAAUCUGGGCCCAGUCUAGGAGCAUGUAUGAGAACCGACUUCCAGAUCACCAAGAACAGGACAUCUUCCUCUGGAGGAAAGAGACUGGAUUCGGAUUUAGAAUUCUAGGUGGAAAUGAGCCAGGGGAGCCCAUUUAUAUUGGUCACAUCGUACCACUGGGUGCUGCUGAUGCGGACGGCCGCCUGCGGUCUGGCGACGAAUUAGUCUGUGUAGAUGGUACACCAGUAAUUGGAAAAUCACACCAGCUCGUGGUCCAGCUCAUGCAGCAAGCGGCCAAGCAAGGACACGUCAACCUCACAGUGCGGCGUAAAGUGGUGUUUGCUGCGCCCAAGCCCCCGGAGCCCGAGGUGCCGUCGCCCGCGUCCUCGCAGCACAGCGGCACACAGACGGCCUCGCUGGCCGAGGGCAAGCGCACGCCGCAGGGCAGCCAGAACUCGCUGAGCACCGUGAGCUCGGGCAGCGGCAGCACCAGCGGCAUCGGCAGCGGCGGCGGCGGUGGCGGCGGCGGCGUGGUGAGCACCGCCCUGCAGCCCUACGACGUGGAAAUCCGGCGCGGCGACAGCGAGGGCUUCGGUUUCGUCAUCGUGUCCUCGGUGAGCAGGCCCGAGGCGGGCACAGCCUUCGCAGGCAAUGCAUGUGUGGCUAUGCCUCACAAAAUAGGUCGGAUUAUUGAGGGGAGCCCUGCUGACCACUGCGGCAAGCUCAAAGUGGGAGACCGGAUCCUGGCAGUGAAUGGCUGUUCCAUCACCAACAAGUCCCACUCAGACAUUGUCAACCUAAUCAAGGAAGCAGGAAACACAGUGACGCUGCGCAUCAUUCCCGGGGACGAGUCCUCCAAUGCCACCUUGUUGACCAACGCGGAGAAGAUCGCCACCAUCACCAGCACACACAGUCCUGCUCAGCAGGGGCCCCAGGAGCCCAGGAAUACCACCAAACCAAAGCCAGAAUCUCAGUUUGAGUUCAAAGCAGCCCAGGCCACACAGGAGCAAGAUUUUUACACUGUGGAACUGGAAAGAGGAGCCAAGGGGUUUGGCUUUAGUCUUCGAGGAGGUCGAGAGUACAACAUGGACCUGUAUGUUCUGCGUUUGGCAGAGGACGGGCCUGCAGAAAGGUGUGGAAAGAUGAGGAUGCGGAAGUGGAUCCAGGAAGUUGAAGGACCUAAGCUGACAAGAGCUAAGAUUCAUGUUCACAGACUCCAAAGCCAGUACCUUUCCUCUUCGUGCUUCUGGAACAUACACUCCAUUGAGCAGCAGCAGUCUGGCCUGUUCUGUUCAUUCCCUCUUGUCCAGCGCCUACCGCAGUGGCUGAGCCAAUUGGUGAUGAAAUUCUAGAGAUCAAUGGUGAGACCACCAAAAACAUGAAGCAUUCUCGGGCCAUAGAACUGAUUAAGAGUGGUGGCCGCAGAGUUCGUCUGUUUCUCAGGCGGGGCGACGGCUCGGUCCCGGAAUAUGGUGGGUCAAACUUUGAAAACAUUCCUUCCUUCCCUGGCAUGACCCCGUGAAUUGUCUCCAGACGGCAGCAGAAAAGUCCUCUUGUUUCCCCUGAUCACCAGUGUCUUACCAGCCGCUCGCACCAUGUGAUUACUUGCCUCGCUUGUUCUGAAUCUCUACACAUUUCAUCCUUUUGCUUGCUCACGUGGACUGGGGCAUGGCCUAAAGGAGGCCCUGACAGCCCCUUUCUGAUAAUCAGAGAGAAGGAGUUGUCCAGUCCGACCAGGAGUGGAGGGAUGUUUGAACUGUGCCAAACUGUUUCUCAGACCAAUUGUUAGCACAAAUGACUAUAUACUCCUUUGAAGAAGCAGGAAAGCAGGUUUCCUGAGUGAUAUGUUGAGGCACAAUAUAUUCUUUUUCUUUUUUGGUUACUUGAUAUCUUUAUUUAAGAGGUGUGAAAUCUCAAGAUGAUUUGGGGCUUGCUCGCCCCUGUAUGCUCUGGAUACAGUGAUUCUCCAGCCCUUACCGGUCUCUUGCUGCAGUCAGACCACCUAAGCCCACUACUAUCAAACAGACAAACCAAAACUGCUGAUAUAUUAGCCAUAUAGAUUCCCAGUGCUCACCAUGAGGGAAACGUGUUACUAUACCUUUCCUAUGAGGGAAGCCAGGUUAUACAUAGAAUUCCUUUGUCAUCUCUUUAGGUAUGACUUGAGUAGACAGAUAUGAUCUUUACAUAGCUUAGUGUUCUGAUGGCAAUCUAUUGUAUAUUGUAAUAAUCAUGUCCUAUUAAGAUUCUUGUUUAAAAUAAAAAUGAAAAAAGGAAACUAUGCCCUAGAUAUAGGGCUUUUUUUUCCCCGACCAAAGGUCUACAAAAGUUUCUAUAGAAACUGUGAUUGAAUGGCCCCCAUAUACAUUGGUCCCCUUUAUUAGGGAUUUAUCUGUUAACACUCUCUUUUCUGAAAGUCAUUCUGCACAAUUCCCAGUUGCAUUUUAGACUUGAGUUGCUUAAUGCAGCUGCAGCUCAAGGAAAAUAGCUCCUUUGAAAGGCAGCCUUCCAGGUGUUAGACAUGGGUUCAGGUGCACAGGAUGAGGGUCCAGGAAAGGGGGGAGAGGGUCUCAGAUUAGAUGCUGCAGAUGUGGCCACCCAGGAACAAAAGCGACAGCGCGAGGCUGCCCACCUGCUCACUGUGCUCAGCUCCGACCGCCAGGUGUGCCGCUGCCCCUGAAAGUGUAACUAUGUCUCCCUGUGCUGUCUUCCCUACGCUUCUGUCGGACGUGAUGUUCCGUUUGAGUCUUCAUCAGUAACCUGUGCACCUUCUCCAAACCUGUGUCUGUUGCACUGAGGAUGAAAA
Heterocephalus glaber (naked mole-rat) is the source of this 5263-nucleotide messenger RNA. Lineage: Eukaryota; Metazoa; Chordata; Mammalia; Rodentia; Bathyergidae. The record is from RefSeq and is a predicted model, not a curated record.